Danaus chrysippus (African queen) is the source of this 3342-nucleotide messenger RNA. NCBI's taxonomy places the organism in Eukaryota, Metazoa, Arthropoda, Insecta, Lepidoptera, Nymphalidae. The record is from the annotation of a GenBank genome assembly.
AUGGAUUUGUUAAGAAAUAUCUGUUGUUUGUCAAAUUAUAAUAGAACUAUAUUUUUCAUGAUAGUGUUAUUUUCUUUCAAACUGUGUAGACCUCAGGACUUAAGUGAAGACUUUAUUAAUGAGGAUAGUUUAGACUCUGAUAUUAUGUUGCCGGUGAAAGUUAAGCCGAGAAAUGUGGCAGAGAGUCCGUGUAGACUGAGCGAACUGCUAUGUGAUACGGGACAGUGUAUAUCGAUGGAUAAGUACUGUAAUAGAGAAGACGACUGCGGAGACAAAAGUGAUGAACCAAAAUCGUGUACACCUUGUAACAGAACGUACAUGGGAGAUGUUGGCCGUACUUACGAGCUGGAGGUUCGCAGGCCAAGGGAGGAUCAUCUUCCAUUUGUCUGUCAUCUAAAUUUUACUGCUAAUGGCGGCAACUAUGGCGAUAUUAUACAGCUUACAUUCGACACUUUCACGGUGGGUAAAUUUGUAUCGUUUACCUCUGAUGGAUGCCCGGAUGGACACAUGACAAUAGUUGAAAGAAGUUCAUCACCACCGAUGGGUCAAUGGUGUGGCUCAGCAUGGGGUUAUACUGUAUACUUUAGCGAAUCAGACUCCAUAAAUAUGACUCUCCGUUUGGAUAGACUGAGCCAACAGGGUGUUGGGUACAAUUUCGACUUCAAGUUGGCAUACAAGUUUCUAAGACGAAGCGAAGCUAGAUUGCGGUACGGUAACGCGACUGUGGGGGCGUGGAGGGGGGAACGAGUUCCCGGCACCUAUUGCGACCGCAUACUGAGCGACUGUGAUCUACGCGCAUGCCGCAUCCAGUCACCAAACUUUCCUGGAGUAUAUCCACGUAAUGCGACGUGUACAUACCGCAUUGAACACACAAAGAUACCAGCAGAUAAACAUGUUCUUUUGGCCGUGAGACAAACAAAUAGUCAUAAAAUACAUAUCAAAGAUCAAAUAGUAAAAUAUGAUAGAAGCCAACGAGUUUUAAAGAUUUGGGACCAAUGCAAUGUCGUUCAGGAUUAUCUAACAGUUUGGGAUGGACCUACAAGAGACUACCCGGUUCUAGUUAGACUUUGUGGAGGAGACGCAGUUCCUGACAUAGUUAGCAGAGGGCCUAAUAUGUUACUUGAGUUUCAUACCUCACCCUAUGAUAAUCCUUUUCAUCCAGUUCCUCUAAGUUAUUUACCUGGUUUUGAGCUCGAAGUUCAGGUGUUGUACGUGGACAGAGAUUCCCAUUCGUACGUGAGCUCAGAUGGUCGUUGUCGGUUUGUUUUACGCUCCUCUGACAAGACAAGCGGGGUGUUAAGAAAUCCACGACACUCCUUACCACCAAAUACAUCUUGUGUGUAUUACUUUCAGGGUCGUCCAAACGAAAUAGUAUGGGUGUCGUUUGUUAAGUACCACGCUGCGGGUUCGGAGCCGGCGGGAUUCGACCAACAAAAGGAUUGCUCUUCACAACUCACUAUUUGGGAUGGCGCGGCACCUGAUGCAGAUCUUGAUAGAAAGUUGGAAAUGAGUGACAAGAAAUCUCUUCUCGGUUCAUUUUGUCGAGAGGAAUCUCCGCGUUUGUGUGACCAUGCGCUUCUAUCAAACGCUACGCGGGCGACUAGGCCUUGUGCUCCCACAGAAAGCUACAUCACAACUGGACCAGCGCUUACUAUUUUGCAGGAGUUACGUCAAGGUUCAGCAUUAUAUCCUGUCUCUUUCGUCUUGCGAUAUGAAUUCGUAGAUGUGAGUGAGCAAGGUCAACCAUUAGUGGACUCUCAGUCAGCAUGUGAUAGAGUUUUUAAGUCAGCACUUACAUAUUCUGGAAGAUUUCAAGCUCCCCGAGCUAUAUUUUACUAUGGCCGAGGUGGAUCUCAAAAUUUGACUUGUAUUUUAAGAUUUGAAGCUAAGCAUGGUGAAAGAAUACAGUUAACAUUUACAAACACAUAUUUCGGAAAUAAAAUUUGUAGUACUCAUAAAGACUCCAAGACAAGCCGAUGGGUUUGUGAUAGGCCGAUUAAAAGAAUAAUAGGUGGGGAAGGUUUGGCCCAGAUUAUUAUAACUGAAUAUCCUUGGGAAGGGAUCCCAAUACAAAGAGAUUGUUUAUGUACAAAUCGCUCUGAACCUCUGAACGUUCACACGCUUACAGCUCCCGUCGUAGAGGUUAAUUUCACUGUAACCAUGAUGAACAUAACUGAAGAUUAUGACGAUUUUCAAUUUGAAGGUGAAUAUAAAUUUAUUCCCACUGGCCCCGGAGAUGAAAGUAUUUGUUCUACUGGUUGGGGUGAUAGACGACUAAGAGGAAGCAGUGGGGAAAUAAGAUUUUAUGACAACAGAGAAGUGUCUGUAGCUCCUGAAAUAAUGGGUGACAGAAAUGUUAUAUCAGAAAGUGUAAGAGCAGAAGUUGCUUGUGUUCAUAGACCGUGGUUGAUAGAACCUGGAGGGGAUGAUGUAACACCCUUACAGGGUAGAUAUCUAUAUAUCAAAGUACCGGGAUAUGAAAUAACGCCUACUUCGCCAUUUUGUCCUACACAAAAUCGACUAUUUAUAUAUGAAGCACGAGAUACUUCAAUUCACAGAGAAAUUUGUCCUAAAGAUUCUAAUACUUUAGAUUUGUAUUCGCCAGGAUGGAAAUCAUCACAAACAACCAUAGAAUCAUCAUUGAAACCUCAUGCUAAGAGUUACGUAAUUGAUUUUCUACAACACGAACAAGCCGAUUACUCAAUCAAAUGGAUAGAGGUUAUGAAAAAGCCAUCUAUUGACCAUGAUCCAGCGUCAAACAUUUUGCCUUUAUCGGUUAAUUUAGAUUGUCAUCAUAACUGCCCAGAGUUGAAUGCCUGUAUUCCUAUUACGUUAUGGUGUGAUGGCAGUCCCCAUUGCCCUUCUGGUUACGAUGAAGAUGACUCAAACUGUUCUUUUAAGUUGUCCUUGCCGUCACCAUAUGUUGCAGCUGUGGCCGGUAUGGGACUUCUUAUUUGUGCCAUCGCAAUUGGCUUAUGUGCGUGUAAACGACGAAGAAAAAAGGACAAGGAGUUUAAGGCGAGACUCGACGACGCGCUUCCACCUGAAGAAAGACCUUAUGAUCGUUCAAAAAGUAAUGGAGUUCCAGAAACUAAUCGUCAAUACGCAACUGUACAAAAAUAUGCUACAAUAGAUAAAUACAGUUUAAGUCAAAAAUACAGUGCGGGUCUCAAUGAUGUUAGGUAUUAUGAUGAAGUAGCUCAAAAAGAUAAACUUGCUGACACGAGGUAUGCUAGCUUAGGGCGAGCUGGUCGUUGUAAUCGAAUGGAAAAUAAUAGAGGCACUGGAUCUAGAAGAAUGCCAGAAGUAGGCUAUCCAGAUCUAAAAGACGGAUUUUGUUGA